CAAUAAUUAUUUACGUACUAUAAUAAACUAGUUGUUUUCAUGAGAACAUGAUUAGGUCAUUUACUAAUAUCUUUAUGUUCGUAGGGAGAAUAGUGAUAUAGUAGAGGAGAGGAUUAACAAUACUCACAAACAGUAUAUCUAUUAGAAGUGAAAAGAGUGUUGGAGUUGAAAUGUGGAAAAGUGUAUGUACAGAUUUAGAGGUGUUCCAAAACUCGAAAAAUAGACUUUCGCUUUCAAUUAGUUAUUAGUUUUAGUUAUUGUGAAAGAAAAUUUUAAUUGCUUAGAUUAUUGAUUUAAUUAUUAAACAUUAAAAAUGGCAACAGAUGAAAAUUCUUGGAGAACACAAAGUUUCCGCCAAAGUGUAAUUGCAAAAAUACUCAAAAAAAGGUACAGGAGGUAAUGCACCAGGUACAGGUGGUGCUGGAAAUCAAGGGAUGCCUGAUCCAAUUGGAGCAUUACAAACGUUAGCACGUCAGGGAACUGGAAACAAUCAAAUGAUGAAUAUAAAUGGACCAGGAUCUAAUCCUCAAGGAAUAAUUCCACAACCACCAACAAAUACUGCUACUAACUGUAUGUAAAAACAUACAUUUUCAAGAAAAAUUUAUAUUUAAUUAAUUCAUAUUUAAUAAGCAAAAAUAAUAAAUUCUUUUAAAAAUAUGAGAACUGUAUUGCAUUACAUGAAACACAUGUGUAUAUAUAAAAUCAUUCAUUUGAUUUUGUCAUUUUCAUUUAUUAUUGUUGCUAUUUAUAGGAAAGAAUGUUUCAGAUAAAAAUGAAAUAAUUUCAUUUUUUUAGCAUAUUUUGAUGUUAUUUUUUCAUGAAUGGACACAUAAAAUACAAAGGUCAACUUUUUUUUUUAAUGAAACUUUUUUUUGUUUUAUAUACUUUUUAAUACAUCGAUGUAGGGUUAUAAAUAUACUCUGUUACAUAUCUUCAAUAUAUUAUGCAUAUUAAUUAUACUGAAUACAUUAAAAAAUUAAGUCUCUUAUUUAAUAUAUUUUAUUUAAGUCCUACAUAAGAGAUAAGUAUAGGACUUAA
This is a messenger RNA of Heterotrigona itama, 1038 nucleotides long. NCBI's taxonomy places the organism in Eukaryota, Metazoa, Arthropoda, Insecta, Hymenoptera, Apidae. The record is from the annotation of a GenBank genome assembly.